AGAAGCUGGGAUCAAUAUAUUAAUUAUAUUGGAAUCUAUUUCCAGGUAAUUCGCCCGGCUCACGCCGUAAUAUCUGGCGAACGAGAUGGCUACUCCUCCCACGGAUUUUGCUGGAUUUGUUAAAGCAAUCGAGGCACUCAUCGAGACAAAGAUCACCAAUGUGACUACGUCACCGUCCACAUCCGGAACACCACGUGCACCUGCUGAGGUAUCUGUCGAUGCUCUUGCAAGGUCGAUUACUGCCUUCACUUAUGCUCCAGACAGUAAUCUUACCUUUGAGAAUUGGUAUCAGCGAUAUAAGUCUACGAUUCUCGAGGACGGAAGGAAUCUAGAUGACGAUGCACGUGUGAGAUUACUUCUCCGGCGUUUGGAUAACCAAGCCUACACGAGGUAUGCCAAUAUUCUCCGACCACGUGAACCAACCUCAUUGUCUUACAAUGAAACUGUUGAGAGACUCACGAAGCUUUUUGGACGUGGAGAAUCUCUGUUCAGCCUCCGCCGUCGAUGUCUCCAGCUCGUGAUGAAUGAAUCUGAUGAUUGGGCUACUCACGGGGGCAUUGUGAAUAGUAUUUGUGAGGAUUUCCGGAUUGCGGAGUGCACACCAGACCAUUUUAAAGCACUCAUUUUCUGCACUAGUAUACAGAGUGAUAAGCAUUUGUUCGUGCGUGAACAGCUACUGGCUAAGCUUGAGACUGAAGCACCUGAUAAAAUAAACGUGGAUUAUCUCAUCGAUGAGGCAAGACGUUUGAGCAAUGUCAAGAAGGAUGCCAGGUUGGACAUGGCACCCGCCACUGUCAAUGCAGUUCGCAAAAGCGCCCUUUCUGGCAAGAAAGAUCGCCCUGCACGCCCGUGCUACCUGUGUGGAGCUAUGCAUUUCGUCAGGGAAUGUACGUAUGCUAAUUCCAAGUGCCUGGAAUGCAACAGAGUGGGUCAUAAGUCUGGAUAUUGCCCACCCACACAGAAGGAUGAUAAAUUACAGGAAUCUGGGAAGAAGAAGAAGUUUGUGAAGAAGAAGAAGAAGCAAACCGCACAUACAAAUGCUAUCUUCGGUUCACAACGACACUCAAGACGAUACCUAUCACCGUUCCUCAAUGGACAACGGGUAGAGUUCCAGCUGGACUGUGCUGCAGAUGUCUCGGUGAUUUCGAAGUCGACCUGGGAACGUCUUGGGCAACCUGCAUUAGAACCAGCAUCCCUGAACGUGAAGGACGCACAAUCUAAGCCCAUCUCUCUCUUGGGUGAGUUUGAAUGUCGUGAAUCUUUCAUGGGACGAGAGAUUUCUCUCAGAUGUCUCGUAUCUGCUAGUACCAGAGACAAUUUGUUCGGGAUUGAUUGGAUAGAGGCUUUUGGGCUAUGGGAUAAAGCACCUAGUGCUUACUGCAAUCUUGUACGAAAGGAUUUUGACACUGCAGCCGCCGUAAAAGAAUUGCAAACCUCUUUUCCAACAGUUUUCGAUAAGAAGAUUGGAAUUUGCACCAAGGCUAAGGCGAUAAUUCAUUUAAAGCCUGAAUCAGUGCCAAUUUUCCGCCCAAAAAGACCCGUGGCAUUCCACAUUGUGCCCACAAUUGAUGAAGAGCUUCAACGACUCCAAGCCUCCGGCAUCAUCACACCUGUGGAGUAUUCGGCCUGGGCUGCGCCGAUUGUGGUAGCCAAGAAACCUAACGGUUCUAUUCGCAUAUGUGGUGACUACUCUACUGGAUUGAACGACGCAGUGGAAAUGAAUAAUCACCCCAUUCCAGAUCCGGACAGUCUUUUUACUCAACUGGCUAACAAGACUGUCUACUCUCAUAUUGACUUGUCGGACGCCUACCUGCAAAUACCCUGUGACGAAGCUUCCAGCCAUCUGUUGACGAUCAAUACUCCAAGAGGACUUUUCAAGUUCAACAGACUGCCUCCAGGGAUACGCAGCGCCCCAGGAAUUUUCCAGGAGAUUGUCGAGCGAAUGCUCCAAGGGAUUCCGGGAGUGGUGGCAUAUUUUGACGACAUCUGCGUGGCAUCCGCAGACAGUGAAGAGCACCUUGCAACAUUGAAAUUAGUUUUUAAACGUUUAGAGGAAUUUAAUUUCAAAGUUCGCUUCGAAAAAUGUAAGUUCUUUGCAGAGUCAAUAAAAUUUCUUGGUAUCAUAACAGAUAAAAAUGGUCUUCGCCCUGACCCAGACAAGACAGAAGCCAUUAGACAGAUGCCACCUCCGCAAAAUGUUCAGGAACUUAGAAGUUACCUGGGCGCCCUACAGUUUUGGGGAAAGUUUGUGCCAUCGAUGAGUGAACUUCGCGCUCCGCUCGAUCGGCUACUGAAAAACGGAGUAUCUUGGAAAUGGAGCAAGGCAUGUCAAGAUUCCUUCCGACGUUUUAAGGAAAUCUUGGGCUCUGAACUUCUCUUGACACACUAUGACCCGAAAAUGCCUAUCCUGAUCGCAUCGGAUGCAUCUUCUUAUGCUAUUGGCUGUGUUGCGUAUCACGAGUAUCCUGAUGGAAGUCGCAAAGCAUUUUACCACGCAUCCAGAAGGCUCACUGACACCGAAAGUCGAUAUAGCCAAAUCGAGAAGGAAGCCCUAGGCAUUGUCUUUGCAGUCAAGAAGUUCCAUAGAUUUGUUUUUGGCCGGCAGUUCACACUGCUCACCGACCAUAAACCCCUGCUCUCAAUUUUCGGCAGUAAAAAGGGAAUACCGGUACACACUGCAAAUCGUCUGCAGAGGUGGGCUCUCACGCUACUUGGGUACAAUUUUACCAUCCGGUAUAUCUCUACAGAGAGUUUUGGCCACGCUGAUGUACUCUCACGGCUGAUUUCAUCUCAACAACGUCAAACAGAUGAGGUUAUAAUCGCUGAGAUUCAAGCUGAAGAGAUCUACGAUGACAUUGUGAUGCAGGAAGCGCUCUCAGUUCUCCCUGUGACCUUCAACAUGGUAAAAAGAGCUACAAAAUCAUCACCCGUGCUUCAGGAAGUCAUCAAGUACAUCAAGGGAGGUUGGCCAAACUCAGCAAAAUCGAUCAAGACAAGGGAAGUAUCACAAUUAUAUAGAAUUCGAGAUGCUUUGUCUCUGAUCAAAGAUGUUGUAUUUUACAGGGAACGGCUGCUUGUGCCUGACCAAUUCCGAGCCAAGAUCCUUGUGCAACUUCACCAAGCCCAUCCUGGCAUGGCCCGGAUGAAAGCUCUGGCUCGUAGCUACGUAUUCUGGCCUGGAAUAGACACGGAUAUCGAACACAAGGUUAGGAAUUGCGUCGAUUGUGCCACAGCUGACCGCACCCCUGUAAAAACUCAUCUUUCCUCCUGGCCACUUUCAUCGUAUCCUUGGCAUCGCAUACACAUGGACUAUGCCAAAUACAAGGGCGAAAAUUUUUUUCUUGUGGUGGACUCUUACUCGAAAUGGCCAGAGAUCUUCAAAACCUCCUCUACAACCACUUCACUGACCAUUGCCAAGCUCACGGAGAUAUUUGCGCGCCAUGGUAUCCCGGAGACGCUUGUGAGUGACAAUGGGACCCAAUUUACCAACUCAGAGUUCCAGAAAUUCUGUGAAGUGAAUGGUAUUGCUCACAUCAGGACUAGUCCAUACUCACCGGCAAGCAACGGCCAAUGCGAAAGACUGGUGGGCACCCUAAAACAUGCAUUGGAAAAGCAGAGUUCUUCUGGCUCCAUUGAGUCAUCCCUACAACGAUUUCUGGCUACCUAUCGUGUUACCCCUAACGAUAGCGCUCCAGAAGGGAAGUCUCCUGCAGAAUUGAUGUAUGGUCGAAAAACUCGAACAAUUUUCGAUCUCUUGAGACAUCGCCCUGAAGAACCUGUGCGCCGCAACGAGAAGAUGGAGGAGCAAUACAAUAGACGUCACGGUACGAAGUCAAGGAGCUUUGUGAGGGGGGAGGAAGUGUACGCAAAGAAAUUUGUACAAGGUGGAAAGUUUUAUUGGGUUCCCGGAAAGAUCAUCGAGCGUCGUGGAUCUGUAUCCUACAACGUGAGGCUUUCUGAUGGUGGCAUCAUCAGAUCACACACAAAUCAGCUGAAACGUCGCUACACUGAAGGAAAACCUGAGACGACUUCCCAAGCUUUGCCACUGCCACUCUUUUCAUCAUCUCCUCAGACAUCACUUUCACCAUCACCUUUUUGGUCACCACCACCAUUCCUCGCACCAACUGUGACAUCUCGCUCAUCAGCACAACCUUCCGGUACACAACCUUCGAAAUCUACACCAGUGUCUUCUCUGAACGCAACUCCAGUGCCAGGUGGAUCGAGGACAAGUGAUUCAUCUCCUGACGUGAUCGAAGUGUCAGACUCAGAGCCUGAAUUGUCUGACCAACAGGAUGAUGAAGAUACCACUUUGUUGACGACUCCAGAGCGCCCCUCAGAUCCAACAUACAUUCCACCUCGAGGACAUCCACGGCCUGAAGCACUGACUCCAGUGUAUCGUCGUCUUCGCUCCCGCGUCAGACCAGCAAGGCUCAGCAAUCGCUUCCCUGACGCAGGGCCGUCUCCUUCGAAGAGGGGGAGGUGUUAGAUGGCAGCACAUUUGCCAUCUUUCCGAAAAUCCGAUGACAACCAGGCAAAUGUCACUUGACCAUUCUUCGCUCUACCAAAAACACACCCUAUCUAACCUCUGUGAAUUAAAGUGCAAAUUGAAGUGAAUAAAAGAUCUUUUUCUCAC
Messenger RNA from Phlebotomus papatasi, 4633 nucleotides. RefSeq lists its product as uncharacterized. Gene Ontology annotation, biological process: DNA integration. The record is from RefSeq and is a predicted model, not a curated record. NCBI's taxonomy places the organism in Eukaryota, Metazoa, Arthropoda, Insecta, Diptera, Psychodidae. The transcript has a single exon. The coding region runs from base 86 to 4486 and encodes 1466 amino acids. Gene Ontology annotation, molecular function: nucleic acid binding.